Zalophus californianus (California sea lion) is the source of this 1977-nucleotide messenger RNA. RefSeq names its product ADP ribosylation factor like GTPase 1 (gene ARL1). The transcript has 6 exons. Gene Ontology annotation, biological process: vesicle-mediated transport; intracellular protein transport. Gene Ontology annotation, cellular component: cytoplasm; Golgi apparatus. Gene Ontology annotation, molecular function: GTPase activity; GTP binding. Lineage: Eukaryota; Metazoa; Chordata; Mammalia; Carnivora; Otariidae. The coding region runs from base 448 to 993 and encodes 181 amino acids. The record is from RefSeq and is a predicted model, not a curated record.
CUACAGCAUCGAGGCCCGACUCGAAUUCUUGGCUGGCAGAUUCGCCACUGUUGGGUGUCAGAAUUUAAAAUGAAAAUUCGAAUUUCUCUAUUUUGGAAGCCCUUUCAGUACAAGAAAACAGAAGCAAGAGAGAUUUGGGGUCCUUGAAUAUUUUUAUCCUCUGGCUUCCACCCAGUGGGCCGGGAAGUUUCGUUGAAAGUGACGACGCGGACGCUCAGGUCGCCGUUCCUGGCGCGUAGUCGCCGCGGCCCGUCGCUCCCGCCCCCGCCGGGAAUCCGACGUGGAAGUUGCUGGCCGACCGGACCUUCCAGGGAUUCGCCAGAGAGCCGGAGCCGGAGCUGUAGGCCAAGGCGAGCAGAGGUGGCGGCGCCGAGGCUCGAAUAGGAGUCGCUGUCAAGUCCAGGGGCCUGUCUCUCACCACCGAUAAGGGCGGACAGGCGGUUCAUCAUGGGUGGCUUUUUCUCAAGUAUUUUUUCCAGUCUGUUUGGAACCCGGGAAAUGAGGAUUUUAAUUUUGGGAUUAGAUGGAGCAGGAAAAACUACAAUUUUAUACAGAUUACAGGUUGGAGAAGUCGUUACUACUAUUCCUACUAUUGGAUUUAAUGUUGAGACGGUAACAUACAAGAACCUUAAAUUCCAAGUCUGGGAUUUAGGAGGACAGACAAGUAUCAGGCCAUACUGGAGAUGUUACUAUUCAAACACAGAUGCAGUCAUUUAUGUAGUAGACAGUUGUGACCGAGACCGAAUUGGCAUUUCCAAAUCAGAGUUAGUUGCCAUGUUGGAGGAAGAAGAACUGAGAAAAGCCAUUUUAGUGGUGUUUGCAAAUAAGCAGGACAUGGAACAGGCCAUGACUCCCUCAGAGAUGGCAAAUUCACUUGGGUUACCUGCAUUGAAGGACCGAAAAUGGCAAAUAUUCAAAACUUCAGCAACCAAAGGCACUGGCCUUGAUGAGGCAAUGGAAUGGUUAGUUGAAACAUUAAAGAGCAGACAGUAAUUCAAUCACUUCUAGCCCUGUGAAAUGAAGACUACAUCACAUAUCCCUUUGGAAACAGUUAAGUGUGCUUCAUGCUACUAAAUGUUAAAACUGUGUGAUUGUUGGCAUAUACUGGACUGCGAUAUUUGUAAUAAAUAUAAAAAAUAAGUAUUUGGUUGGAAGGGUAAUUCACCCAUGAUUGAACCAACUGAAUGUCUGUUCUGUGUAAUGUAAAAUCUUUCCUUGCUUUCUUGUGUUAAGUAUAUAUUCUAUUUGUAUGGAAUUCUUAUCCAAAUAGAGUCCUAUUAAAGAAUGUACUCUUAUUGAGGAAAAACCCUCCUAUUUUUGAAUUAGUGGUUACUGCUUGUUUGUAUAAACACUAAUAAAUAUCUUAACUCAGAUUUUUUUCCCCUAAAAUGAAUUAAGUUCUUCCAAAGAUUAGACUCAGUAGAGUAGGAACAUAGUGUGGGUCAUACAGUCUUCAUUUGUUUAAUGACACUUUAUUUAAGCUGUUUUGUUUAAAAGUUUUUGGUUAUAGGCAUGAAGCUGAAAUAUUAUUUUGGUGGUUAACCUCACUGACAUCUGUAAUUGUCAUUUUAUAGUACUUUAUAGUUGCCAAAAAUUUUUUCAUAUAUACAGGAACCCUGUGAUGUAGGUAGGACAGGUUGUAGUGUCUUUAUUUUAUGGACAUGGACCCAAGGUUCUGAUAAGUUGGCUUGCUCAGGGCCACCUGCUAGUGAAGUCAGAACAGGGCUGAAAGUGAGAUUUCAUUGUCAAGCUCAUCCCAUAAAGUAUACCAUAAAUUCCUGGAAAUGUCAACACUGGUAACACAGACAACCUUAAUUGCUUAAAUAAAAUUAUGCUAAUUGAAGUAGACAUGGUACAUUCAAAAUAAUUUCUAUAAAUUUGUCUAUACUGGUAGAGGUAGUAACAAUCCUAAAUGGUUAUAUUUGAUGGAAUCCACAACGUAUUAAAGGAAAUUAAAAAAAUCUGUUUUAAGAAGCA